Molecule: messenger RNA, 1872 nt
Organism: Penicillium canariense
Lineage: Eukaryota; Fungi; Ascomycota; Eurotiomycetes; Eurotiales; Aspergillaceae
Gene: pbs2
Product: mitogen-activated protein kinase kinase PBS2
Exons: 2
Coding region: 1-1872 (623 amino acids)
Biological process (GO): cellular hyperosmotic response; protein phosphorylation; MAPK cascade
Molecular function (GO): MAP kinase kinase activity; ATP binding
Source: RefSeq, a predicted model, not a curated record
AUGGACGCCGACCAUGACUCGCCCGCGGAUAGCCCGCUGGAAGGCGAGCUCGGUCCCUCAAUCCAGGAGCCCUCCUCGCCCAACAAUUUGAGCCAUCAUGCGUCAACCCCGUCUCUCCUUCCGUCCCGCGAUCCCACCACCGGUAUCACAGCGUCUUCGACGCACUUGGGCCAGAUCAACGCCGCGCGGCGUGGCGCGGGGACCCCGCCACGCCCGCAGCCAUCGAUGAGUGCCCAAGGUGUCACAGGUCUGAACCAGGAUAUCAUGGCCAAGAUGAAGGCCUUUUCCCUCUCUCGGCAAGGCAUCCCACACAAUGCUUCCACGGGGACAAUACCCACCUCGCACGAGGCCGGCGUUGGCGGCGCGCUCGUCGCCCGCAUGCCGCCGCCUGUCACCAGGCCCAACAACAAAAAUUGGGCCUCCUCCCCCGCGAUCACUGCUCAGGCGUCCAGUCCCGCGUCUCCGCGGCCAGGAGGAUUGGCGGCCAAGCGCAUGAAACCUGGCCUCAAGCUGUCGGAUGUCACGGGCGGGACUCCGCCACCGGCGAACGGGACGGAGCCGGAGAAAGAGACAGAGUCGAAUGGGGGAUCAGUGUUCAGCAAAUACUCUGAAUUCAUCGACACGAAAGCUGGGACCUUGAAUUUCAAGAACAAGGCGAUUCUGCAUGGCGGUGGCGUCGAGUUCUCUUCGGGACACAGUUUCAAGAUUUCAUUGGACGAAGUCGAUCGAUUAGAUGAGUUGGGCAAGGGCAACUAUGGCACAGUCUAUAAAGUACGGCACAGUCGUCCACACCUGCGAAAACCCGGCAUGGGCUUGAGUGGAAUUGUCAGUCGACCGUCGGGCCAGGACGAGACUAGUCCAGAAGCUGGGCGCCAGGAUGCUCUGUCUGGCGUGAUCAUGGCGAUGAAAGAGAUUCGACUCGAGCUGGAUGAGGCCAAGUUCGCACAGAUCAUCAUGGAACUGGAUAUCCUUCACCGCUGCGUCUCACCCUUCAUCAUCGAUUUCUACGGCGCAUUUUUCCAAGAAGGCGCAGUUUACAUGUGCGUCGAGUAUAUGGAUGGCGGUUCGAUUGACAAGACCUAUCAAGGGGGCGUGCCCGAGAAUAUCCUGCGCAAGGUAACUCUAUCCACCGUCAUGGGAUUAAAGGCGCUCAAGGACGAGCACAACAUCAUUCACCGUGACGUCAAACCCACCAACAUCCUGGUCAACAGCAGGGGACAAAUCAAAAUUUGUGAUUUCGGUGUCAGUGGCAACUUGGUCGCUAGUAUCGCCAAGACCAACAUUGGAUGCCAGAGUUACAUGGCACCCGAACGAAUUGCGGGCGGGGGUAUGCAGCAGUCGGGCGCCCCGAGUGCCGGGACAUAUAGUGUGCAGAGCGACAUCUGGAGCUUGGGCUUGUCAAUCAUUGAAUGCGCGAUGGGACGGUAUCCGUACCCCCCAGAGACAUUCACCAAUAUAUUCAGCCAGUUACACGCAAUUGUCCACGGCGACCCUCCUACCCUUCCUGCCGAGGGAUACUCCGAAGAAGCGCACGCAUUUGUUAAAGCCUGUCUUGACAAGAACCCCAAGAACCGCCCAUCCUACAGCAUGCUCCUCCGCCACGUCUGGCUUGCACCCCUCAUGCGCCCACCAACCGAAGCCGAUGGACCACCCGCCUCCCAACUCCCCGAACAAUCUGCGUACGGCGAGAACUCCCUGUCGUAUAUAACCGAAGACAAAGAAGUCGCCGAGUGGGUUCAGAAACAACUGGAGCUUCGUAAAGUUGGCCAUCUGAACUCUGCUAAGCAACCAGCUUUGCACGCCGUGGCCCUUGAUAAAGUCGCCACCAGCCCCAUCCACGAAGAGACUGAAAGCCCAGCCCAGACUGACUGA